Molecule: messenger RNA, 465 nt
Organism: Solanum pennellii
Lineage: Eukaryota; Viridiplantae; Streptophyta; Magnoliopsida; Solanales; Solanaceae
Product: endochitinase A-like
Exons: 2
Coding region: 1-465 (154 amino acids)
Biological process (GO): chitin catabolic process; cell wall macromolecule catabolic process
Molecular function (GO): chitinase activity
Source: RefSeq, a predicted model, not a curated record
AUGGCCUUGUGCACCUGGAAGGAAAUAUUUCGGACAAGGCCCAAUCCAAAUUUCACAUGUCUAAUUACGUGUAUUUUGACAUUUCAAAACAACAACUACAACUAUGGGCCAUGUGGAAGAGCCAUCGGAGUGGACCUUUUAAACAAUCCUGAUUUAGUAGCCACAGACCCAGUCAUCUCAUUCAAGACAACUAUCUGGUUCUGGAUGACCCCUCAAUCACCAAAGCCUUCUUGCCACGAUGUCAUCAUUGGAAGAUGGAACCCAUCUUCCGGUGACCGAUCAGCCAAUCGUCUUCCUGGAUUUGGUGUCAUCACAAACAUCAUCAAUGGUGGCCUAGAAUGUGGUUGUGGUAAUGACAACAGGGUACAAGAUCGAAUUGGGUUUUACUGGAGGUAUUGCGGAAUUCUUGGAGUUAGUACUGGUGACAAUCUUGAUUGCGGCAACCAAAGGUCUUUUGGCAGCUAA